Molecule: messenger RNA, 846 nt
Organism: Cyphellophora attinorum
Lineage: Eukaryota; Fungi; Ascomycota; Eurotiomycetes; Chaetothyriales; Cyphellophoraceae
Exons: 1
Coding region: 1-846 (281 amino acids)
Source: RefSeq, a predicted model, not a curated record
AUGCCGACGCUCACCAGCACCCUCCUGAUGCUCACUACUGUGCUCCUCUGCCCGUACACACCUCUCGCCGCAGCAGAUCCCUCACCAGAUCUUCACACAUUCCCCCUCGAGCCCCGGCAGGCCUUUGACGACAGCUACAAGAUUUAUUUGCGGAAACGCAAUGGCCACGCCUGCAUCAUGUCCAUUGUCUUUCUCGUCCUCUUCCCCCUCGGCGCUAUCGCCCCACACCUGCCCCUCAACGGCGUCGUCCGGCGCGUCAUCACGCGCGUGCACGCCCCGAUCCAGAUCUUGGGACUGUGUAUGAUGAUUGGCGCUAUGGGUCUGGGUAUCGACAUCGCGCGCAACGACUUGCACUACAUCAAUCCCGUCAAAGCGCAUGUGGCGUUGGGAUUGUUGACGACGAGUAUGAUCAUUGCGGUACAGCCGGCUUUAGGGUUGGUACAUCAUGUGAGGUACGGAAGGAAGGGGAAGUCGAGUGGGUUUAAGUAUGUGCAUCGGUGGGUUGGGAGGUGUGGGAUUGUGAUGGGGUGGGUGAAUUCGUGGUUGGGUUUCAGGCUGGUUGGUUGGGAGUUUGUGAAGGACCAUAGUGUUGUGAGAAAUGCGGUGGUUAUGGGUGUGUUGGGAGCGGUGUGGUUUGGGUUGGUGGGGUGGGACGGGUGGAGGAGGCAUGUCAUGGGCAGGAGUGGUUUGAGGGAGGUGAGUACGCCGUGGGCGAGGCGGUGGGCCAGCGGCAGUGGUGUUGGUGAUAAUGCUGAGAAGGUAGUUUCGGGCUCGCCGGCUGGGUCUGAGAGGCGGCUGCCUGAUGUUGGGGUUUCGUACUGGGGCGAGGAGAAUCGAAGGGUUUGA